GACUAGCUCACAUAAACUAAGUCAUGCAUCAAAGCUUGAAUUCAGUUAUAGAUUCAUAACGAGUAAUUGUGGAAACAGAGCUUGCCUAUCAAAGACCUUUCUUCCAAUUAUCAAAUCCCCGGCGUCAAAAGUAAAGAAGGAACAAAAAAAGGACGAAAAUGUUGUCAAUACUAUUGGAGAAAGUCACAAAUUGAUGCUUCGUGCCGGUCUUAUAAGGCAGCACAAACAGUCUUCAUCAGGAAUAUACACGCUACUUCCAUUUGCACUUCGAUCACUUGAAAAAAUAGAAAAGAUUGUAGAUCAGGAACUAGAAAACAUUGGUGCUCAGAAAUUGCUUCUUCCAAUACUGCUAAGCGCUAAUUUGUGGAAAAGAACGGGUCGAUGGGAUGCUUUUGGAACCGAGCUAUUCCAACUCCAAGAUCGCAAAAACUCAGAAUUUUGCCUUGCGCCGACACACGAGGAGGAAAUCACUCAACUUGUUUCAAAUGAAGUAGUGUCGUAUCGACAGCUUCCUUUACGUUUAUAUCAAAUAGGGAGAAAGUAUCGUGAUGAAAUGCGGCCACGUCUAGGAUUACUACGGGGACGGGAGUUCAUAAUGAAAGAUUUAUACACGUUUGAUGCAACGGAAGAAUUAGCAUUAAAAACUUACGAGGAAGUAGUUGAAGCAUAUAAAAAGAUAUUUACUAGGAUUGGGCUUCCAUUUACCAUUGCUAAUGCGGAUACUGGAAACAUUGGUGGAACAAAAUCUCACGAAUUUCAUUUCUUAUCCCCUGCUGGAGAGGAUUCGAUAUUGUACUGUACGCAGUGUGGAUAUUCUUCCAAUGAAGAACGCGCAAUUGGUAUUAUCCCUGCGUCAUCCUCACCUUUCUCAGAUAUAAAUCCAACAAUGAGAUUUGGCAUUACUAAGGACAAGAGAUUUUCUGUAAUAAUAUUGGGAAGCGAACGAGAAUUAAACAUACCUAAACUAAAAAAAGAGAUGUCCGAAAAUAGUAUUGAAAUUUUGCAACUUGGAGAUCACGAAAAUGUUCAAGAACUUCUUCGUUCCGAUAGAAUGUCUUCUUUAGACAUAUAUGUAGAUAAAUCAUUUUCUGCAAACAUGAUUAAUUUGGAUUCGCUUCUGAGAAACAAAAUGGUUAGUGAUGUUCUCUCCGGAAUGAUCAAGGAAUUACAAAACAGUCAGCUGAAACCUGUCAACAUUCACCAUGGCGAUUAUCAUAAUACGAAAACUUGUGACGGUUGUCCCGUUUGUUUUAAAUCUGCAGAAACAGAUCGUUUUACUCCGCUAAAGAAUAGUCAUGCUAUAGAAGUUGGACAUACCUUUCUACUAGGGACCAAAUAUUCAGAAUUACUAAAAGCAUCAUAUGCACCCGAAAGUCCCAAGACACCAGGGGAAUUACUUCCAAUUCAAAUGGGUUGCUAUGGUCUUGGGAUCUCGAGGAUGCUUGCAGCAAUUAUCGAGAGUUCGCAUGAUGAAAAUGGAAUAAUAUGGCCCGCUUCUGUUGCUCCAUAUAAAGUUUGCAUCCUUCAGGGAUCUGACGAAUCAAGAAUCACAGAAACAACGCAAGCCUUGUACGAUCUGUUAAAUUCGGAAUGCACAGAACUGAGUGGAGAUGUGAUAAUUGAUGAUCGUGUGAAUCUGUCUUUCGGAUACCGUUUGAGGGAUGCAGAACUUGUCGGUUACCCUUGGCUAAUUGUUUUAGGGAAUAAUUAUUUAGAAAAUGGUAAGAUAGAGAUAAAUGAAAGACGUAACAAACAGAGAAAUUUUAUGGAUUUUGGGCAUAUAAAAGAAUCUAGAUUUUGGUUGUAG
Molecule: messenger RNA, 1807 nt
Organism: Acaulospora morrowiae
Lineage: Eukaryota; Fungi; Glomeromycota; Glomeromycetes; Diversisporales; Acaulosporaceae
Source: the annotation of a GenBank genome assembly